AUGCAGGAGAGGACCAAAGCUCAGUAUCAGAGCCAAAAAAAAAAGGUGCUGCGUCUCCGUGGAGGAAUCAUCGAGCCCUCUCUGCGCCAGCUGGCCCAGAAGUACAACUGUGACAAGAUGAUUUGCCGCAAGUGCUAUGCCCGCCUGCACCCCCGUGCCGUGAACUGUCGCAAAAAGAAGUGCGGCCACACCAACAACCUGCGUCCAAAGAAGAAGGUCAAGUAAACAUGUUGGGAUCUUAGUCCACUUUCCCCACCUUGCCUGGCUUUGGCACUGUUCCGGUGAAUCACUCAGCCUCCUAAUCUCCCAAGGGAACGUUUCCCCCCUUCACUGUUAAAAUAAAACUGAACAGUUGCACCUAAAAAAAA
Molecule: messenger RNA, 368 nt
Organism: Sceloporus undulatus (fence lizard)
Lineage: Eukaryota; Metazoa; Chordata; Lepidosauria; Squamata; Phrynosomatidae
Product: ubiquitin-60S ribosomal protein L40-like
Exons: 2
Coding region: 1-225 (74 amino acids)
Biological process (GO): translation
Cellular component (GO): ribosome
Molecular function (GO): structural constituent of ribosome
Source: RefSeq, a predicted model, not a curated record